AUGAAGCUGGACUCGGCUGUGGGUUGCAUGCUGGUGCUGAUGCUGAUGACCACGGCGCUGACCAGGACGGGAGCGGCUCCUGCCCCCACGCCCCUCAGUGCCCUCCCGGGUGCGAGGGGCUGCGCCAUGGCCCCGUUCACGUCGCUGUCCCCACAAGACAUGAAGGCCUUCAGGAGGGCCAAGGACGCGUUGGAGGAGUCGCUCUUGCUGAAGAACCGCAGCUGCCGCUCCCGCCCAUUCCCCAGGACCCGGGACCUGAGGCAGCUGCAGGUGUGGGAGCGCCCCAUGGCCUUGGAGGCUGAGCUGGCCCUGACCCUGAAGGCCCUGGGGCCCAUGGCUAACUCGACGCUGGGGGACAUCCUGGACCAGCCCCUUCACACGCUGCGCCACAUCCACGCCAAGCUUCAGGCCUGCGCCCCAGCUCAGGCCCCAGCAGGCCCCCGGCCCCGGGGCCUCCUCCGCCACUGGCUGCGCCGCCUCCAGGAGGCUCCGGAGAAGGAGUCCGCUGGCUGCCUCGAAGCCUCUGUCACAUUCAACCUCUUCCGCCUCCUCACCCGUGACCUGCGAUGUGUCUCCAGGGGAGACCUGUGUGUCUGAGCCCGACGCCCACCCGCAAC
This is a messenger RNA of Pteronotus mesoamericanus, 617 nucleotides long. RefSeq names its product interferon lambda-3-like. Gene Ontology annotation, biological process: innate immune response; defense response to virus; cell surface receptor signaling pathway via JAK-STAT. NCBI's taxonomy places the organism in Eukaryota, Metazoa, Chordata, Mammalia, Chiroptera, Mormoopidae. The transcript is spliced from 6 exons. Gene Ontology annotation, molecular function: cytokine activity. The coding region runs from base 1 to 597 and encodes 198 amino acids. The record is from RefSeq and is a predicted model, not a curated record.